Messenger RNA from Rhizopus microsporus ATCC 52813, 615 nucleotides. Its product is annotated as ribosomal protein L15e. The record is from RefSeq and is a predicted model, not a curated record. Gene Ontology annotation, biological process: cytoplasmic translation. The coding region runs from base 1 to 615 and encodes 204 amino acids. Gene Ontology annotation, molecular function: structural constituent of ribosome; RNA binding. Gene Ontology annotation, cellular component: cytosolic large ribosomal subunit; ribosome. NCBI's taxonomy places the organism in Eukaryota, Fungi, Mucoromycota, Mucoromycetes, Mucorales, Rhizopodaceae. The transcript has a single exon.
AUGGGUGCCUACAAGUAUCUCGAGGAACUUGCCAGAAAGAAGCAAUCCGAUGUCUCUCGCUUCUUGCUUCGUGUUAGAUGUUGGGAAUACAGACAAUUGAACGUCAUUCACCGUGCUUCUCGUCCCUCCCGCCCCGACAAGGCCCGUCGUUUGGGAUACAAGGCCAAGCAAGGUUACGUUAUCUACCGUAUCCGUGUCCGUCGUGGUGGUCGUAAGAGACCUGUUCCUAAGGGUGCCACUUACGGUAAGCCUGUUAACGAAGGUGUUAACCAAUUGAAGUAUCAACGUUCUCUCCGUUCCACUGCCGAGGAACGUGUCGGUCGCAAGUGCCGUAACCUUCGUGUGUUGAACUCUUACUGGAUCAACCAAGAUGCUACCUACAAGUACUACGAAGUUAUCCUCGUUGACCCCUCUCACAAGGCUAUCCGUAACGAUCCUCGUAUCAGCUGGAUCGUCAACCCCGUUCACAAGCGUCGUGAAGCCCGUGGCCUUACUGCCAUCGGUAAGAAGUCUCGUGGUCACCAAAAGGGUCACCGCUUCAACAACACCAAGGGUUCUGGUCGUCGUGCCACCUGGAAGCGUCGCAACACCCUUUCUCUCCGUCGCUACCGCUAA